CAAAAAUUUGAAAUAAACAUGACUGAGUUCUUGGAAGACAAAAGUAGAUUAAAAAAAAAAAUGUGGUAUGAAUUUCAAACAAAACUGGUUUGGAAACCCGUGAUUUUCAUGACAGUUUUGCAUCUUGUGUCUUUAUAUUACUUUGUUACUUUUCCGUAUUGGCAACAACUUGGAGUAUUUAUGUUUGCAUUUAUUAUUUCUUCAUUCGCGAAUUUCGGAGUAACCGCUGGGGCUCAUCGGCUGUGGACACAUCGUGCAUACAAAGCGAAAACUCCGCUUAGAAUUAUUCUUGCGGUUUUCUUUUACAUGGCCGGACAGAAUAGUAUUCAUUAUUGGGUGAGAGACCACAGAGUUCACCACAAGUACACCGACACGCCAGCAGAUCCUCAUGAUAACACUCGUGGUUUUUGGUUCAGUCACGUGGGCUGGUUGGUGAUGAAAAGACGACCAGAAGUAUUUCAACGCGGAAAAAAAAUCGACAUGAGUGACAUUUUGAACGAUCCAGUGGUUCAGUUCUUCGAUAGACACAGUUUCAUUUUUACGAUACUACUUACCAUCGUACUUCCAAUUGUUAUUCCCGUUUACAUAUUUGGUCACAGCUGGAAAUGGACAAUAAUAGCUCAAAUAUUUAUGCGUUACCCCUGGUGUUUGAAUGCUACCUGGUCGGUUAAUAGUUUCGCUCAUAUGUUUGGAUAUCACAGUUACGACAAAAAUAUAAGGCCAGCAGAAAACAUAUUUGUAAGUUUUGUUGCUGCAGGUGAAGGGUGGCAUAAUUAUCACCACACUUUUCCUUGGGAUUACAAAACAUCUGAAUUUAAAAGUUUCUUCUUUAACAAUACAACCAACUGGAUCGAUCUGUUUGCGAAAAUUGGUUGGGCUUAUGACUUAAGACAAGCAAGUCCUGAACUAAUAAAACUUACUGCUGAAAGAAGAGGUGAUGGAACACAUCCAAAUGAUGUCGGGAAAUCAAUCAACUAA
This is a messenger RNA of Microplitis mediator, 978 nucleotides long. RefSeq names its product acyl-CoA Delta-9 desaturase-like. The record is from RefSeq and is a predicted model, not a curated record. Gene Ontology annotation, biological process: unsaturated fatty acid biosynthetic process. Bases 19 to 978 code for a protein of 319 amino acids. The transcript has 5 exons. NCBI's taxonomy places the organism in Eukaryota, Metazoa, Arthropoda, Insecta, Hymenoptera, Braconidae. Gene Ontology annotation, molecular function: iron ion binding; stearoyl-CoA 9-desaturase activity. Gene Ontology annotation, cellular component: endoplasmic reticulum membrane.